UUCUUCCACAGCAGAAAUGUCCACUAGUUUCACCAUCUUCUUCCUUAUACUAACCAUGACUACCUCAUCGGCCAUGUCCCUUCAGCUCGAUGGAUUCGAGACGAUUCAAAUGGCCCAAACUCAAAUUCUGCAAAUUCGAAAAUGGGUUCAGUCAAUGGGUGAUGAAUUGAGCCGGCCGUUGAAUCAUGCUGGUAUGGCUUUCAGCGACUGUGUUAAGCUUUAUAGUGAAAGUGAAUUUCGACUCUCACAAUUGCUUCUCAAUGAGAAUGAGACCCAUGAUGAUACUCGCAUGUGGCUCAGUGGUGUGUUAACUAAUCAUAGAACCUGCUUGAAUGGCUUGAACGAGAAAGGAUUUGAUGAGAUUCAACUAGUGACUCACAAUUUGACAUUUUGGCUCAAUAAAGCCUUAGCUUUGCAAACGCAAGGAAGUAGCAUAAGGAAAGGAGUACCACGAAGACCACAAGACAAUCAGGUAGGGGGAACUCUAACAUCAUGGUCUCCUACAACGUCGAAGGCAGACUUCGUAGUAGCAAAUGAUGGUUCUGGUACUCACAGAAAAAUUAACGAUGUUAUAGCUGCACUUAAAAAAUUCGGUAGCAAGAGAACCCGACGAGUAAUAAUCUACGUGAAAGCAGGAGUUUAUAAUGAGAAGAUAGAAAUUGAUCAUUCAGUUAAAAAUGUGAUGCUUGUGGGCGAUGGCAUCGAUAGAACCAUCAUAACGGGUAAUCGAAAUGUUGCAGAUGGCGAUACCACCUUUGGCUCAGCUACCGUUGGGGUGUCAGGGGAUGGAUUUUGGGCUAGAGACAUCACAUUUGAGAACACAGCUGGUCCCUAUAAAGCCCAGGCGGUAGCAUUAAGGGCGAGUUCAGAUUUUUCAGUCUUCUACCGAUGCAGCUUUAAAGGUUAUCAAGACACUCUCUAUGUGCUUACCAUGAGGCAAUUUUAUCGUGAUUGUCGCAUAUAUGGCACCAUUGAUUUUAUAUUCGGCAAUGCUGCAGUAGUAUUUCAAAACUGCGACAUCUUUAUAAGGAGACCAAAUCAUGGCCAAGGCAACUUUAUAACUGCACAAUCAAGAGAUGGCCCUCACGAAAAUACAGGAAUUUCUGUACAUAAAUCAAGAAUUAGGCCAACUCCAGAAUUUGCUGCAGUUGAAAAUUCAUUUAGAACUUAUCUAGGCAGGCCGUGGAGGGAGUAUUCAAGAACCGUGUUUAUGGAGACAGACAUUGAUGGUCUAGUUGAUCCAAAGGGUUGGGGAGAAUGGCAUGGUAAUUUUGCACUUUCAACUCUGUUUUAUGCAGAAUAUAAGAAUACAGGCAUGGGCUCUUCCACUGCAAGGAGAGUGAAUUGGCCUGGUUUUCAUGUGUUUAAUAGUCCACAAGAAGCUGGUCCUUUUUGUGUGGGUAAGCUCAUACAAGGAGAGUCGUGGAUCCCAGUUACUGGUGUGCCAUUUCAGCUUGGCGUUUGAGGGGCAUAGAACAGUAUUUGGUACAACAAUAUAAAAUGGGCUUGUAAGGUUUGUCUAGGUGCUGGACUCGUGUACCGACGUUAAAAGUUUAUAAUGCAUCUUUGCUAUCUCAUAAGCAUCGGUUUAUACCUACUAGAUCUAGAUAGUACCUCCUCCUUUUUGUUAUUUUAUUAAUGUUUUACUAAUUCCAAAAUAAAGCAUUAGA
This is a messenger RNA of Manihot esculenta (cassava), 1670 nucleotides long. RefSeq names its product probable pectinesterase/pectinesterase inhibitor 36. Lineage: Eukaryota; Viridiplantae; Streptophyta; Magnoliopsida; Malpighiales; Euphorbiaceae. Gene Ontology annotation, molecular function: pectinesterase activity; pectinesterase inhibitor activity. The record is from RefSeq and is a predicted model, not a curated record. The coding region runs from base 17 to 1465 and encodes 482 amino acids. The transcript is spliced from 3 exons. Gene Ontology annotation, biological process: cell wall modification.